Malus domestica (apple) is the source of this 1582-nucleotide messenger RNA. RefSeq names its product branched-chain-amino-acid aminotransferase 2, chloroplastic-like. Lineage: Eukaryota; Viridiplantae; Streptophyta; Magnoliopsida; Rosales; Rosaceae. The record is from RefSeq and is a predicted model, not a curated record. Gene Ontology annotation, biological process: branched-chain amino acid metabolic process. Gene Ontology annotation, molecular function: branched-chain-amino-acid:2-oxoglutarate transaminase activity.
UGCACUUUUGGUACUCUGUCUUUGUAUAACAAUCCCACCUCUCUCUCUCUCUCUCUCUCUCUCUCAGAUUUCUCUCUCUUGCUCAAAUUCUGGGUUGUCCGAGAUUUCGAGGCAGGCAUACAGACAACAUCAACCAUGAUUCAAAAGACAAUACGCUUUCAUAAGUUGGUUCGGUCUCUUGGAGUGGGUUCUUCUUUAUCUCCAUCAUUCAAGAAUCUUGGAGUUUACUGUUGCUUCGGAUCUGUAGCUAAAUCGAAUGCAGAACAAGCAUGUGAUCCAUUUGAAUACAGCUAUGAUCUUGAUAAGCAUGAGUAUGCUGAUGUAGAUUGGGACAAUCUCGGAUUUGGUUUAGUGCGAACUGAUUACAUGUACAUUAUCAAAACUUCCAACGACGGGAAAUUUGAAGAAGGCCAACUUAGUCGUUAUGGAAAUAUCGAACUUAACCCUGCUGCAGCAGUUUUAAAUUAUGGACAGGCAAUAUAUGAAGGCACAAAAGCAUACAGGAAGAGAGAUGGGAAACUCCUCCUCUUUCGUCUAGACCAGAAUGCGAUGCGGAUGAAGAUUAGCGCGGAAAGAAUGUGCAUGCCUUCACUGUCAGUUGAUCAAUUCAUUGAUGCUGUAAAGCAAACAGCUCAAGCAAACAAGUGUUGGGUUCCUCCUCCAGGCAAAGGGUCUUUGUAUAUUAGGCCUCUACUUAUAGGAAGUGGCCCCAUAUUAGGCUUGGCACCAUCACCUGAGUACACAUUCCUUGUAUAUGCUUCCCCGGUCAGAAAUUAUUUCAAGGAGGGCUCUGCACCCUUGAACGUAUUUGUCGAGGAGGAGUAUGAUCGUGCCUCUCGUGGCGGAGCUGGAGGUGUCAAAAGCAGUACCAAUUAUGCCCCGGUUUUGAAGGCACUAACCAGAGCAAAAAGCAGGGGAUUUUCGGAUGUUCUAUAUCUCGAUUCGGUACACAAGAAAAAUCUGGAGGAGGUCUCUUCUUGCAACAUUUUUAUUGUGAAAGGCAAUAUAAUUUCAACUCCUGCCACGUCGGGGACUAUUCUUUCGGGAGUUACUCGAAAAAGCGUUAUUGAAAUAGCUCGUGAUCAUGGUUACCAGGUCGAGGAACGUGUUAUUCCGGUGGACGAAUUGAGUGAAGCCGAUGAAGUGUUCUGCACUGGAACUGCUGUUGGUGUUGCUCCAGUGGGCAGCAUUACUUACAAAGGCCAAAGGAUGGAGUACAAAACGGGUGCUGAGACUGUAUGUCCACAACUUUACUCAACCCUAGUAGGAAUUCAAACGGGACAGAUUGAGGAUAAGAAAGGCUGGAUUAUGGAAAUCGACUGAGCUCUUUUUUACCCACCACAACAUUUCAGAUUAAAAACUACUGUGGAUCCGUUGUAAAAAGAAAAAAUUGCUGUCAUGAUCCACACUUUGCCAAUUGUACAGACUGCAGAACUCUUUUUUUUUUGGUUUGCCAGUUUAUCAGUUUUUUGUGUUCAAUUUAUCUUAGAUUAUCAUCUCAAAAUUUUUUUCUUUUUGAUUAUUCAUUAAUGCUGCCACAUAUUAUAAUGCUGCCACAUGGUAUUAUCAAUUUAUAUAGAGA